Prorocentrum cordatum is the source of this 526-nucleotide messenger RNA. NCBI's taxonomy places the organism in Eukaryota, Dinophyceae, Prorocentrales, Prorocentraceae. The record is from the annotation of a GenBank genome assembly.
CGUCGUGUACGCGAUCGGCGGCUGCCUCGCGGAGAUCGACGGCACCGACUACAGGAAGCAGUUCAGCAAUUGGUGGAAGAACGAAAUGAAGACGGUCAAGUACCCCUCGAACGGGCUCGUCUUCGACUACUUCGUGCGCGACGGGAGGCUUGAAGACUGGACGAACAUGCCCGAGCUGCGGGAGAGAGCCGAGUACGACGCCUCGAUGCCCAUGGGCGAGGUCACUGUUCCCACCUCGGAGACGGUGGCUGCUGGCUACUUCAUGAAGGCGCUGAUCAAGGUGCACCACCCCGUGAUGCUCAUCGGCCUGGCGGGCUGCGGCAAGACGCAGUCCUGCGCUGGCAUGCUCCAGCAGCUCUGUCAGCCCACCCAGGACGGGGGCGGGGAGUGGGGCGAGCCUGCGGGGCGGACGGGCAGAGCGGGCCGCGGCACAGUGACGCUGGACUCCGCGCAAGAUGUGUUGACGGCAGGCUGCAGCAUCAGCAUCAGCAUGCCCCUGUGCGUCCCAUCGAGCCUCGAGCCCUGA